UGUGGAAUUAGGUGUAUUUCUAUACCACUACAUGCUGUUACUAUCAAAAGAUUUUUCAAAGACAAAUGGCACUGUAUGAGAACUCUUUAGAUGCGAUGAUCGUAUGAUCCACAAGGUGGCGGUAUUGUAAUAACAUGGAAGCCGACAGUCAUAAAACUGUCCCCAAAGAAGAAGAAGAGGAAAAGAACGAAGAAGAUUAAAAAAAAGAGUACGGCACGCACUGUUUAGUUGAAUGUUCGAGUGUUUCUCUAAAAAUAUCUUCAGUCCAGUUUAAACGAGUUUAUCAACGAGCGGUUAACUGUUACAGAAACAUUCAGAGUUUAAAGAAAUAACCGUCAAGUCGGAGGAAGAGAUGGACGAUCAGCGCAAACUGCUGGAUUUCUCCCGGACUCCCCAGAUAAUCUUACAUCGAAUAGAUUACCUGCUACAUAACGUUAAGGAGGAGCCAUGGAACCAGGAGAGGAGAUCCACUCUGGACCAGGACGAGUUAGAACCUCUGCAGGUGAAACAACAACAGAAAGAACCAGAAGAUCAUCAGAUGAAAGAAGAGCAGGAGGAUCUAAAACACCAGCAGAUGAAAGUAGAAGAGAAAGAAGUUCACUGCAGUCAGGGUGAAGAACAGAUUGAGUUAAAACAGGAGACUGAUACCUGCAUGGUGGUUCCUGUUGAUGAACAAACAUCCCACCCUGAAUCAGAAACAAACAGGAACCAAGUCAUCUUCCAGGAAGCUGCUGAAGCUGAGAACCAAAAUCAGGAAAGAAGAAAACCUUUCUGUGUGACCUGUGGAAAAUGUUUCUCUUUUAAAGCUGCUGUUGUUGCUCACAUGAGAACUCAUACGGGUGAAAAGCCGUUUUCAUGUCUGACUUGUGGAAAGCGUUUCACUGUUAAAUCUUCUCUCAAUGCUCACAUGAGAAUUCAUAUGGGUGAAAAACCUUUUUCAUGUGUGACCUGUGGAAAAAGUUUUAGUCGAAAACAUUAUUUAGCUGAGCACGCGUCGAUUCAUAGUGGAGAAAAACCUUUUUUAUGUGUGAACUGUGGAAAACGUUUUUGUCGAAAACAAUAUUUAACUGAGCACAUAAAGAUUCACACUGGCGAAAAGCCGUUUUCAUGUCUGACCUGUGGAAAAAGUUUUAGUCAUAAAUAUUACUUAACUAAGCACAUGAGGAGUCACACCGGUGAAAAGCCGUUUUCUUGUGUGACCUGUGGAAAAGGUUUUAGUCAAAAACAGGAUGUAACUCGGCACAUGAUGAUUCAUACAGGUCAAAAGCCGUUUUUAUGUGGGACCUGUGGAAAAAGUUUUAGUCAAAAACAAGAUUUAACUCGGCACAUGACGAUUCAUACAGGUCAAAAGCCGUUUUCAUGUGGGACCUGUGGAAAAAGUUUUAGUCGAAAAGAUUAUUCAACUGAGCACAUGUUGAUUCAUACCCGUGAAAAGCCUUUUUCUGUGGAAACUGUUUUUUCUUAAAACAUCAGGUAGCUGAACAUUUUGAGGAGUCGCACGUAGAAGUAUUCUCCAUGUAUGGUUCGCUUAAGAACUGGAAAUCCAUGGAGCCGUUGAACCAGAAUCAUGGAUCUGUGAGCUGUUGUCAUUCUGCCUCCCUGAAUAACUACUCCAUUUAGUACAGAACAUGAACAGAGUCUGACCGGACCUGGACUCCCUACCAGAACAUUCUCACAAGAUUGGACUUGAGUUAUUGAUUUGUUUUAUUCUGUACAAUAGAGAAAGUUUGUGGGGUUUACUUUUGGAGUUUUUAAAAUCAAAAAUAGAAUGUUGAGUGUACAUUUGUACUUUAAAAGAAAUUCAAGGUUCACCACAAACUGAUUUUCAUGCAAUGAUUGUACAAAGGGUGUGUGAUUGUUUUCAAUUAUUAGCUUUUUCUCUACUUUUAGCUGUAAUAUUUAGCUCUUUUCUACUGCAGCUGACUUCUGUUAUAUCACUGUCUUUAUGCUGAAACUAUGUUCUUGUGCAUUUAUAUUGGUACAAUUUUGGUAACACUUUAUUUGAAAGGGUGUGCAUAAGACUGACAUGAGACUGUGAUAAACAUGACAUCUGUCAUGAAUAUGAAGCAGUCUUUAUGAAUGUCUUUUAAUGCAAAGUUCGUACUUUUAAUGGAAUUUCAAUGCAACUUUUAGAGCAAC
Molecule: messenger RNA, 2139 nt
Organism: Poecilia reticulata (guppy)
Lineage: Eukaryota; Metazoa; Chordata; Actinopteri; Cyprinodontiformes; Poeciliidae
Source: RefSeq, a predicted model, not a curated record